AUGGCACCACCAAAGCCCCUAGCCCGCUCGACGCCCGCGUCCGCCUCGUCGUCGCCCUUUUCGGCCCUCUACAACUCCUACGUCGCCACGACGCCAAAACGCCUCAAGCUCGUCGACGCCUUCCUCGUCUUCCUCAUGGUCAGCGGCAUCAUCCAGUUUGUCUACUGCAUCGCCAUCACAAAUUACCCCUUCAACUCCUUCGCAUCCACCGUCGGCCAGUUUGUUCUCGCCGCCUCGCUCCGCAUCCAGGCCAACCCCGAAAACAGCCACGUCUUCCCAAAGGUCUCGCCAGAGAGAGCGUUCGGCGACUUCCUCUUCGCAUCAGUCCUGUUCCACUUUUUCGUCUUCAACUUCCUCGGGUGA
Pseudozyma flocculosa PF-1 is the source of this 363-nucleotide messenger RNA. RefSeq lists its product as uncharacterized. The transcript has 3 exons. Lineage: Eukaryota; Fungi; Basidiomycota; Ustilaginomycetes; Ustilaginales; Ustilaginaceae. Gene Ontology annotation, cellular component: oligosaccharyltransferase complex; membrane. The record is from RefSeq and is a predicted model, not a curated record. Gene Ontology annotation, biological process: protein N-linked glycosylation. The coding region runs from base 1 to 363 and encodes 120 amino acids.